Lactuca saligna is the source of this 387-nucleotide messenger RNA. Lineage: Eukaryota; Viridiplantae; Streptophyta; Magnoliopsida; Asterales; Asteraceae. The record is from the annotation of a GenBank genome assembly.
AUGAGUUUGAUCCCCAGUUCCCCCAAAUUCGCCGCUCUUCAGGAGGCUUAUGGCCUUACUCUGGCUGACGGAGUGGAGUUCCCAACUUCUGGAGUUGUGAUCACUUCGCCGCCACCUGGGAGUGUUCAAAUGUUGACCCCUAGUGCUGUCCACAAGAUAGUAGCUUUUGAAAUGAUAUGUCGGGCUAAUGGCAUCGUUCUUGACUACUUCGUCUUCAAUUUCUUUUUUCGGUUUGUUGCUACUAACAACAAGUACACUUUUUCUGCUCGUCGCGUGGUCAUUAUCUCGUCCUUGACAGCAAACCACCAAAGAAUUGGCAGGACAAGUGGUUAUAGUUCAACCAGGAACUGCUUGGUCGGGAAUGCCAUUGGGCAAAUGCUUUGUUAG